AUGUUCAAGACAGUCGAGCGACCGGCAUUCUCGGCUAUCCAAACCAAGCUCUUCCCCAUCUACUUUGGCCUGCAGACAAUCCUCCCAGCAAUCUUAGCACUCACUUUCCCUGGCAACACGCUCGCCGGAGUAUCAUCCGGGAUAUCCGGGCUUCUGGAGGCGUCUAACCGAUGGCAUUCGUUGGCGCCAAUUGCCGCGAUGCUCGUUACCGGACUUGUGAACCUGGCGAUCCUGCUUCCUGCUACAACCAAGACUAUGAAAGAUCGCCAUGGACAAGCCAAGCGCGAUGGAAAGGAGUGGUACGAACCGGGUCCACAUUCAGAUGAAAUGCGCGCAUUGAGCAAGAAGUUUGGCAUGCUACAUGGCGUUUCUUCGCUUCUGAAUUUGGCUACAUUUGUUUCGGCCUUGGCCUAUGGAUUCACCCUUGGUUCUCGCCUGCAAUCUGUUGUAGACAAGAUUUGA
This is a messenger RNA of Metarhizium brunneum ARSEF 3297, 462 nucleotides long. RefSeq lists its product as uncharacterized. Lineage: Eukaryota; Fungi; Ascomycota; Sordariomycetes; Hypocreales; Clavicipitaceae. The record is from RefSeq and is a predicted model, not a curated record.